Molecule: messenger RNA, 749 nt
Organism: Ruditapes philippinarum (Manila clam)
Lineage: Eukaryota; Metazoa; Mollusca; Bivalvia; Venerida; Veneridae
Product: heavy metal-binding protein HIP-like
Exons: 2
Coding region: 107-733 (208 amino acids)
Molecular function (GO): protein binding
Source: RefSeq, a predicted model, not a curated record
UGUGCCUUAAAUUUCCUCCUUCCUUGUAAUCAAAUUAGGUUUAAGCUUAAACUUUAAAAAGCAGUCACUAAUUUAAAAAAUCGCACAAAUUUCGGCAGGCUGAAAAAUGUUUUCGAAGUCGGUACUUUCUUUUCUCAUGCUAGGCAUCUUUUUUUAUGGAGAAAAAGUCAAAGCCGAUGCUUCAAAUUAUGAAAAAUUACUGGAUAAAAUAUCGAAGUUGGAAGUUAAGGUCGGAAUUCUGGAAAAUGAAGUUGAACUAAAAGACAGGUUGAUGAAAUAUAUCAUUGCUGAGCAGAUUGAAGAGACGAAGAAAUGUACAUCUGCCAAUUCAAAUGAAAAUCCAAUUAUUGCCUUUAGUGCUCAUACCAAUACUAAAGGCAGCUAUUCCACAGGGGAAACGUUCGUGUUCGGUAACGUUGUUCUUAACAAAGGGAAUGGCUACAAUGCUGUUAAUGGCAGGUUCACAGCUCCAGAAAGUGGCCUGUAUCAGUUUAUGGUACACGUUUGCAACUUAUCAGAAAAACAUGUUGUAACAGCUAUUGUACAUGAUCAUACAAUUAUUUCAAAUAGUGUUCAGUAUCAAACGUCCGGGAGUAGUUGUAGCACGGUUACAGCGUUACGAAUGGUAGAGAAAGGAGAAGGUGUUUUUGUGAAAUGCACUUACCCCACUUGGUUUAAAAACGAUGUUCACCGACGUUCAACGUUCUCGGGCGUCCUUCUUCAUCGUCAAUAAAAUAAGAGGACAAGAU